Capronia coronata CBS 617.96 is the source of this 1260-nucleotide messenger RNA. RefSeq names its product microsomal epoxide hydrolase. The transcript has a single exon. The record is from RefSeq and is a predicted model, not a curated record. Gene Ontology annotation, biological process: epoxide metabolic process. Gene Ontology annotation, molecular function: epoxide hydrolase activity. The coding region runs from base 1 to 1260 and encodes 419 amino acids. Lineage: Eukaryota; Fungi; Ascomycota; Eurotiomycetes; Chaetothyriales; Herpotrichiellaceae.
AUGGCAGACACCACCAUCAAACCCUUCACCAUCUCCAUUCCCGACUCUGCUCUAUCUGACCUGAAGACUCGUCUCUCUCUCGCCCGGUUCCCCGACGAGAUCGACUCCGCCGGCUGGGACUAUGGGGCGCCGCUGGCCGACGUGCAGCGUCUGACCAAGUACUGGAAAGACAAGCACGACUGGCGCGCCGCGGAGCAGGAACUGAACAAGAUGCCGCAAUUCACGACCUCGAUCGCGGUGACCGCCCACGACAGCAUCCAGGUGCAUUUCAUCCACCAGCGCUCGACCAACCCGCACGCCAUCCCGCUCUUGUUCGUGCACGGCUGGCCCGGCAGUUUCAUCGAAGCCAGCAAGAUCUGGGAGAAGCUGGCGAAUCCAGACACCGAUCCAGCAGACCCAGCAGGGGCAGCAGCACCCGCAUUCCACUUCGUCGCGCCAUCCCUACCCAACUUCGGAUUCAGCCAGGGGUCACGCAAACGCGGAUUCGCGCUCGCCCAAUACGCCGAGACAUGCCACUCGCUGAUGCAGCGGCUGGGCUACGACGAAUAUGUCACCCAGGGCGGCGACUGGGGGUGCUACAUCACGCGGGCCAUCAGCCUGCUGUACCCUGCACACUGCAAGGCGACGCACAUCAACAUGGACCAAGGCGCGGCGCCGUCGUUUGCGACGCACCCCAGACUGGCCCUGCAGCAUGCAGUGCGGCCGUACAGCGAGGACGAAAAGACCGGGCUGGCGCGCACAAAGUGGUUCCUCGAACAAGGCUCGGGUUACCGCGCCCAACAGAGCACCAAGCCCCAGACCCUCGGGUACGCGUUGGCCGAUAGUCCGGUGGGCCUGCUGGCGUGGAUCUAUGAGAAACUGCACGACUGGACGGACAGUUACCCGUGGACGGACGACGAAGUGUGUACGUGGAUCUCGAUCUACUGGUUCAGCACCAUGGGCCCGGCGGCCAGUUUGCGCAUCUACUACGAAGCCACGCAUGACUGGGACGAUCCGGCCACCCGCGUCACCAGGGACCGCACCAGAGAGUAUAUCGGCGGAGGGGUGAAGUUGGGUUUGACGCACUCGCCGAAGGAGUUGAGGGUUCUGCCGUCGGUGUGGACCCGGACACAGGGCGACGUGGUGUUUGAGAGAUCUUACGAUUCUGGUGGCCAUUUCUUCGCCUACGAGAGGCCGGACCAUUUGAUUCGCGAUGUCAGGGAUAUGUUUGGUAAAACUGGUGGAGCUGCGGGUGUGGUGAAGGGACUGACUGGGUAUUGA